Molecule: messenger RNA, 3076 nt
Organism: Plodia interpunctella (Indianmeal moth)
Lineage: Eukaryota; Metazoa; Arthropoda; Insecta; Lepidoptera; Pyralidae
Product: protein embryonic gonad-like
Exons: 3
Coding region: 272-1270 (332 amino acids)
Biological process (GO): regulation of transcription by RNA polymerase II
Cellular component (GO): nucleus; chromatin
Molecular function (GO): zinc ion binding; estrogen response element binding; nuclear receptor activity
Source: RefSeq, a predicted model, not a curated record
GUAUCCGAGUGAACCUCGAAAAAGGUACGGAGUUUCGGCGCGCGCGCAUACCGCGUACAAUUUUCGAAUUCGCGUACGCAAAUUUUUUACAAUUGACAUUUUGUUAAAUUUUAUUUACCGAUUGGAUUUUUAAUUGAAUGUUUUAGUGCAUUUAGUGAGCGAGCUGUGUAGUUUUGUGCGAAAAUGAAAAACGAAAAAUUCUAGUUUUUGUGUAAUGAAACUUUUGAUUUGAUAGCGGCAGCAGCUGGUCAGAAAUUUUCUUCUUUUCAAGAUGAACCAGCAAUGUAAAGUAUGCGGGGAGCCUGCGGCUGGCUUCCAUUUUGGAGCGUUCACGUGUGAAGGGUGCAAGUCAUUCUUCGGGCGGACCUACAAUAACAUCUCAUCGAUAUCAGAAUGCAAGAACAACAGCGAAUGUGUCAUAAACAAGAAAAACCGAACGGCGUGCAAGGCGUGCAGAUUACGAAAAUGUCUCUUAGUUGGCAUGUCGAAGUCUGGGUCAAGAUAUGGCAGGAGAUCCAACUGGUUCAAGAUCCAUUGCCUCCUACAAGAACAGCAACAACAACAAAUCAGUCAUUUACAGACAAAUAAAUCACCGCCUAAUUACAAUACAUCCAUAAAUCCAACUUUUCUACCCACGAAUUUACUACCAGCUGCUGCUCUAGCGGAAUAUUACAAAAACUCUGAAAAAAACCAUUUCACUGAUGACGUUAUGAGACAAAGCGUGUCCCCAUCUGAUUCUGGAGCUUCAUCGGCUGAUCCAGAAGAUGAUAAUAGUUCUAGAAGCACCAGUGGACUAAGCAUCUUUAGACCAACGUCUUCUCCGUGCAGUGAAAAGGAUGUUAGGUUACAAGGAAUAAGGAAUCAAACGAAGGAUGUCAGAAAACGGAAACCAUCGACUAUGCCGCCGUCUCCUUAUGGUCCAUUAACGGCAUCACCAAGUUUUUCUCCCAGGCUUUUCUUGCCAGCAUCGUUACAGAAUUUCAGAAAUGUCCCACCUGCAAUUGCCACAUGGCAAGUUAGAAAUGGUGGCGAAUCAAUACUUCAGUCACCAGCGGUUGCUGGAGUAGCGAUUGACCAAGACCAACCUAUAGAUCUAUCAAUAAAAUCCACAGCAGUUUUAUAUAGAAGUCCCAAAAAUGAUGAAGUAAGUGACUCAGAACCUGAAUUGAGAAUCGAUUUGGGUGAAGAAAACACAAAGGACAUUAUGAAGAAUCCUUUAGAUCUAUCUCUAGUUCCAAAAAGAACUGAAGAAGUACCCAUGACAGGGUGAAUGUUAAUGAAUCUAUAUGGAUUCGGCCAUGUUUAUUUUUUAUUUAUUUUGUAAAUACUCAUACAUUAGCUAAUAUUUCGACUUUUCGUAUUUUGAAAAUACUCUGCCAUACAGUAUUUAUGAAACUUGUACAUUCCAUCUCUUCAAUUUACCUAAUAUGACUGACUACCAGUUAUAGUUAUAUAUUAUUAUUAUUUAAUUUUAAGUUUUUUUUUUUUUUUAUACAGAAAAUGUUGAGAAUAGUGUUCAAUUCCGGACCCAAAUUUGAUUUAAUAAUUCGUGCUCAAAUUAGAUACGACGUCGAUAUAAUCGUCAAUUGUGAAUCAUUGUUGUAAAAUGUUCCCUCUUCAAGCUGGUAUUGAAGAAAAUAUUUAGGGUCGACUGCACCGUCAACUUUGACGUGAAUUUUAUCGUGCACAGAAGAACGUAAACUAUUUUGUCUAAACUUCAGCUUUGACGCUGCAAGUCAAUCUUAAUCUCACAUCCUUUUUAUUGAUAAAUUUAGUAUUGUGGGUAUCAGGUUUUUAAUGGGAGAGACUAACGUCUAAAAAAUGUUCAAAUUCAAAUUAAAAUUCAGAAAUUAGACCUUCACAGGCACUUUUUCUCGUCAAUUUUUAUAUUUAUAGUUGUUUCUCAAUUGAGAAGGUCUAGUAUACCAGACCACUCUCCCAAUUCAUGUGGUGUUCAAUAUGUACAAGACAAUUUUGUCAAUAGUGUCAUUUUUAUGAUACUAAAACUUCUAGUUUUAAGAUUAUAUUAAUGCCAGUCUCGAACUAUGCCAGUUUUUAUUAUUACCACUAGAUAUAACUUAAUGGGAUCUGCGGCCAGUUAGCAAGAAGCUCAAAAUUUAUUAGACGUACAAAUAUAUUUAGACUCUUGUAUAUUAUUGGUUGAUUUGUAUGAAAACUUGUAUAAGUAUUUAUUAUCAUAGUUCAUAGGCCAGUGUAUUGAUUGAGUCAUUUCUUAAUUAGAUAUAAUAAAGCACAGUAAGUAGUUAUUAUUAAGUUAGUUUUUUUUUUUUGUAAUUUAUAAUGUAGCUUAGUAUAAUGGCUUGCGUGUUACUAUUUGUUAUUUGUUUCAUUUUUAGAGAUUUUAAAUAUAUUUUUUUUACAUUCCUGCAAAGAUGCUCGUGCCAACAGUUUGAAUUUAACUUUAUAGCCAUUUUAUUAUAUUUACGAAAAAUAUUGCCAUUUCCACAAGUUUUUAUAUGUCGAUCACAAAUUUUAAAUAGGUAAACAAUAUAAUAAUUAUACCUCUGAUUCAGUACUAGAUUAUGAAACAAAAAAUUAAUUAGAACAAAUCAAAAAACAAAUCACAAAAAUGUUUGAUGAUGGAUUUUAUACUCCUUGAUUUUUUAUUGUAAAAGUAAUAUUAAUAGAGAUUUAUGUAACUUUUGUUUUUUUAUCCAUCCAGUAAUAAAAUAAGGUUUUCUUGAAUGCUCAAAAUUAUAAAUGAAUACGAUUAUAAUGAUUCAAUAGGUGCCAUUUUUUUAUUAUAAUAAGUACAUUCGACAUAUUAUUAUAUUAAUAAAAUUGAAUGUGCGUUUAACGGUAAACGGAGAUUAGAUAGAUAAUAAAAAUAAAUGUCAACAAAGUGUUCGAUUAAAAAAAAUACGUUUCUAAAUUUAAAUGUAUUCAAAUGAACACUAAUCAUUUUAAAUUUCGAACGAAGAAUGUACAAAUUGAAUGUACGAGAAGUUUUGUUGUUCUGAAUGUUGUUAUCAGUGUGAUACGAUAUUUUUAUAUGUAUUUACAUUUUUUUUACAUUUAUAAGUAAAACUUAAUAUAUUGAAGGAAAUAAAUGUGA